AUGAAUCCCAAGGAUCUAAAGCGCGACAUGGAGAUCCUACGGGAAAACAUUGCAGUCGUCCAAAGAGCAGAGCGCAGCAGCAGCAGCAGAAAAGCCAAAGAGCUAUUUUCGGUGAAUCCGAAGCAUCUGAACUACGAGGGUAGAAUCAUUGAACCUUACGAGGACCAAAAGAUGAGAAAGAUGGGCAGUGAACGAAAAGAGGAUGUCGGCUUCCAACUUCCAUGGUCAGUCGACAAGGGAACCCUUGAACCUCUGCCCGCAUCGGACUUUGGAGGUACUUUGCUAGACGAGGAAAUCAGGCGCUUCGCCAAGUGGAUAGAGCCAACAGCGGCAGAAAGAGUUGCAAGACAAGCAGUCGCGUAUGAGGUGAAUGACGUGAUCGAAAGCGCCAUGUCCGACUUCGAAGACACAGCUUGGAACAUCUUCGGAUCGUCGAAGACGGGUCUGCUUUCGCCCGUCUCGGACAUCGAUGUUCGAAUUUACGAUACUCGCGAUACGAACGCGGACGUGGGAAGGAAACUCCGCAAUAUGGUCGACCAGUUCAAUGCCCUUCGAGGUGCCUUUAAGGACAGCAAGACGUUCACGGACCCUACCGUUCGCUACGGUCGAUUCCCGCUCCUGAACUUCACACAUGCGGCAACCGGCAUCGAAAUUCAGCUCGUUGCAUCGAACGACACAGCGCCUCAGAACGAGGUCAUGACAAGAUUUCUCGACGAGUUUCCCCGUGUACAUGAAGUCUUCUACGUGGUCCGAGCCAUGUUCUCCAUGCGCGGCUUCCUCGACGUUUGGUCUGGCGGCCUAGGCUCCUACGGCCUCUUCAUCAUGCUCGUUGCAGCUUUGAAACGUUACUCCGCAGCGAGGCCUGAAAUGUCUAUGUAUGCCAGCAACCAGCUUCUGGCCUUCCUCCAUUUCUACCGCGAUCUGGACAUGGAAAAGCACGGCGUCUCCGUCUCACGUAAUUCCCGGUUCCUCAAACACGAUCCGGACCCGAAAUACGAAACGUUUGCCGAGCUCGCAGCCAAGCGAGGCGACUCGGCGCGAGCGGGACAAUGGCUCAUCGGCCAAAAACGACCGCUGACGCACUGGCUCUUGUGCCUCCAAGACCCGGCCGAUCCCACGAACGAUCUCGGGCGCAGGAGCCACGCGAUCAAGCAUAUCCAGCGGACCAUGACGAAUACGGCAAACUGGCUGGUGGCCACCAAGAAGCUGCUCACGAAAGAAUACGGAUCUAAGCGAGAUUAUCGCUCGCGUCACGACUCUGUAUUGACGAUGAUCGUGGGGAGGUGUGAUCUGAGAUGGCGCCAAAGGCGGAGCAUGAUGGAACGGUAUGGGGAGACGAUCAUGGCGCGGGAGAGGGAGGAGGAUGCUUCUCGGUCCCUUUCUGCUGCGGCGGCUGAUGCGGAAGCGGCUGCGCAGGAACUGGAGAAGGCAUUCCAUGCCGGUCAAGUCAAUGAGGAUCGGUCUGCAGCGAAGAAUUAA
Molecule: messenger RNA, 1479 nt
Organism: Lecanosticta acicola
Lineage: Eukaryota; Fungi; Ascomycota; Dothideomycetes; Mycosphaerellales; Mycosphaerellaceae
Source: the annotation of a GenBank genome assembly